Misgurnus anguillicaudatus (oriental weatherfish) is the source of this 1673-nucleotide messenger RNA. RefSeq names its product beta-1,4-galactosyltransferase galt-1-like. Gene Ontology annotation, molecular function: glycosyltransferase activity. Gene Ontology annotation, cellular component: cytoplasm. Lineage: Eukaryota; Metazoa; Chordata; Actinopteri; Cypriniformes; Cobitidae. The record is from RefSeq and is a predicted model, not a curated record.
GGUAUAAAAAGGCACAUGGAAAACAUCAAAUGGAAAGGACUUCUAGGAAUAUUAUUUCUUAUGAAUGUUAUUGUCAUUCUGAUAUGGACCUACACAAGCUGGUAUCCUAAUUACAUACGGAUUUCAUCUUUUAAUUAUAAACAGAAGAUCCCAGUGUCUUUAAAUUCAAUAACGCCCAUCAAAGACUCAAAACACUUCAUGGUGUCUGCAUUCAUCGACCACAGAAUUGAUGGGACCAUUCGAGUCAUCAGCAUAAUCAACAGAGAAAGUCUUCGGCCACUUUACUGCAUUUACUGCAAUACUGAACAUGAAUGUACAACUGUUGAGACUGAUGUCCAGAUACACAGUGACCAUUUUGGGUUUCCAUUUCAUGUCUCGGAUGUGAUCUGUAAAGGUAAACACUUGCAAAAUGCAACACAUGUCCUCAUCUCAACUAAUUAUUCAGUCAAUCGUACUACAGAAUUUAUACCAAUAAGAAAUCGUGUAACGAGUGAGACCUUCAAGUAUAACUUCACAGUUUGCAUCUCCAACCUUUUUGGUGACUACAACAAUGUGCUGCAGUUUGCUCAAACUAUAGAGAUGUACAAGCUUCUGGGCGUUCAGCGAGUGGUCAUCUAUAACACUAGCUGUGGACCCGACCUAGAAAAACUUUUAAAGCAUUAUGAAAGAGAGGGGAUACUGGAGAUUGUUUCAUGGCCAAUCGACAAGUUUCUUAAUCCAUCUAAAGGUUGUUAUUUUCAGAAACACAAGGGUGACCUUCAUUAUUAUGGUCAGCUGACAACACUCAACGAGUGCAUUUACAGACACAUGUAUCAAUCUAAGUAUGUUCUCCUGAAUGACAUUGAUGAGAUCAUCAUGCCUUACAAAUAUGACAAUUUACCAUCUCUUAUGGAAAACCUUCAAGCUGCACAUCCCAGUGUGGGUGUGUUUGUUAUCGAGAACCACAUAUUCCCCAAAACACAGUUUGAUGACAGUGGUCGCUUCAAACGACAAGAAUGGAGUAACAUUUCUGGUAUCAAUAUCAUGGAGCACAUUUAUAGAGAACCUGACCGAAAGAAUGUUUUCAAUCCCACAAAGAUGAUUGUUAAUCCAAGGUUGGAGGAGCAAACCUCAGUGCAUUCCUCUUUAAAACACUUUGGGGGUUCUUUGAAGGUCCCAUUUGAUGUUUGUAGGAUUAUACAUGUGAGGAAACCACUGCAGGGCAAUCUUACCAAAGAUCAGCUGAUUGUGGACAAAAGAUUGUGGGACUUUGAACAAGAACUGCUACCAAAUGUUGACAAUGCACUGAAGCUUUCUGGUUUGUUAACACCUUAGUUACAGCUGACAUCAUUUAUUAUAAUAAAAUUAUUAUACAAUGCUUAAUUCUGGAUACAGACUUAAAAAUUGACAAGCAAAUAAACUAAGCAGUUACAUAUUUUUUGUAUUUUAUCGAAAACAAAACCAUUUUAUCGGCCAGAGAUUUUGAGAAGGCAAUCCCCGCUUUACAAUGGACUUUUGUAAUUCACUCUUCAUUGGAAGUGAUAACAAAGCAUUGGCAUGCUGUGGCCAGAAUGAUUACGUCAGCCAAGAAAUUUGACCAUGUUAUACCUUUAUUGAGAUCCUUAACUCUUUUCCCACCUUUUUGAUUUACACAAAAGUUUAAUACCUGCCAGAAAAUGUUCUUCUAUAAAUAU